AUGACUGAAGCGAUGAUUGUUGAUCAACAAAAUGUACCGAAUCUAGAACAUUCUAAUGGAAUUCAAACAACAAAUGGUGUUGAAAAGAAAAAAUAUUCGAAAGAAAAUAUUCCACGUUUACCACGUGAACUUACACCAUUUGCAACAUUUACAAUUCCAAUGGAACUUGAUCAACGUGGUCCAUUAUUUAAAGGACCAGGUGCUAAACGUGAUACAGGACGUUAUAAAGUUCGAUCAGCCGAUGAUGAUAAUGUCAAACGUGCAAAAAAAUUUGCUAUGGAACAAAGUGUUAAAUAUGUUCUUGUUCGACAACAACAAUAUCAACAACGUACACAAUUAGAUAUUCUGAAAAAACAACAAGCACUUUUAUUAAUGUGUCGAAUUUAUAUUGGAAGUAUUAAUUUUGAAUUAAAUGAAGCAAUGCUUAAAACAGCAUUUGCACCGUUCGGUCCAGUGAAAGCGGUUUCAUUAACAUUUGAUCCAGUUACUAAUCGUCAUAAAGGUUUUGCUUUUCUUGAAUAUGAAAUACCUGAAGCAGCACAAUUAUCAAUUGAACAAAUGAAUGGAGUUAUUCUUGGCGGACGAAAUAUUAAAGUUGGUCGACCAUCGAAUAUGCCACAAGCACAACCAAUUAUUGAUCAAUUAACUGAAGAAGCAAAAAAUUAUAAUCGAAUUUAUAUUGCUUCAAUUCAUCAAGAUUUAACUGAAACCGAUAUUCAAAGUGUUUUUGAAGCUUUCGGUAAAAUAAUCAGUUGUGCUUUAUCAAAAGAUGCAGGAGCAACUAAACAUAAAGGUUAUGGUUUUAUUGAAUACGAUACAGUUCAAGCAGCUCAAGAUGCAAUUAGUGCAAUGAAUUUAUUUGAUCUUGGUGGACAACAUCUUCGAGUAGGAAAAGCAAUAACACCACCUGAAGGUUUAUUUGCAUCAGCACAACCUAUUGCAAGUCCUAUGCCAACAGCUACGGCAUUAGCUGUUGCCACUAUAACAGCUCAAUUACAAGCGAACGAUGUUGAAAAUAAUCCACAAUCAACUGUGGCUACUUCUCAAAUGAGCAAUAAUCCAUUAACACAAGUUGGUUUUGCCACUGGUCCUCUAGCACCAACAACUGUAGCUGCUGCUCUUUCAGCUGCUUCUUAUUCUGGUGCAACUGCUGUUACAUCAGUCAUUUCUAAUAUACUCAAUCCAACUGCAGCUGUAACAAAUCCUAUCCCUCAAGCUCCAACUGUUAGUUCACCUGGAAUUCGUUCAAACGUAAGUUUUGUUACACCAGCUGCAGUAAAUCUUCCCACUCCACCACCACCAACACAACAAACACCUAUUCCACCUCCACAAGUUAUCAUUCCACCACCUCCACCUCCACCUACCCUACUUGAAGAACCACCAAUUCCAAUUGGAUUAAAAGCAGCUUUAGAACAAUCACCACACCAGCAACAAUAUCCAUCAAUUUCACUUGUUUUACCAACAAAUAAAUCUGAAUCAAUUAAUGAUGAAAAACCUACUGCAAGUUUAAUUAAUGUUGAUGAUCCUUCGGCGACUUUAUCUCAACAAGAAGAACUCAGUGUUAAAGGACGUGAACAAAGACAUCUAUUAAUGCAAAAAUUAAAUCAACGUCGACUUGAUUCACGUGUAUGUGUUUUAAAAAAUAUGGUUGGUCCAGAAGAUGUUGAUGAAGAUUUACAACAGGAUGUAAAAGAGGAAUGUUCAAAAUAUGGUGAAGUUGUUGACGUUGUUAUUUAUAAGGAACAACAAGGAGAAGAUGAUAAUGCAGAACAACUUGUGAAAAUUUUUGUAGAAUUUCGAACGAGUAAACAAGUAGAAAAAACGGUUGAAUCAUUAAAUGGUCGAUAUUUUGGUGGUCGAGUGAUUAAAGCUGAAUUAUAUGACCAAGCAGCUUACGAAGCUGAUGAUCUUUCUGAUAAAAGAAAUAAUAUAAUGAGAUUAUCUCCAGUAGCUCGUUUUCUUUCAUCCAAUGGAUUUUAUGUUCAUAUUAAAAAUAAAACGCCUAAUUGGCAACCAUUAUUAAGUCAAGGGGAAAAAAUUAUUGGUUAUCCGUCUUCAUUAAAUUCAUUAGUUAAUCUGAAAUAUUUAUUUAAUGAAGAAGUUUCGACAUUAAUUGGUUAUUUAAGAAAAUUAGUUGGUACACAACAUCCAUUACUUAAACUUGGUACUAAUAUGUUAGAAAGUCCACCAAAAACAGCACAUUCACGAUCUGUUUUACUUCUAUUAAUAUCAAAAGCAGCAGGAAUUCCUCAACGAAAUUAUCAAGAAGAUAUGAUUAAACAUGGAAUUCAUGAACAUCAACGACAAUUAGCGGAAUUAAUUGAAAUGAUUCAUCUGGGCAUUCUUGGUCAUCGAGGUAUUGUUGAUUUAAAAGAAAAUCAAUAUGAUUUAGAACAAGGAAAUAAAAUAGCAGUAUUAGGUGGUGAUUAUCUUUUAUCACAAGCUUGUGGUAAAUUAGCUGAAUUUGGAAAACCUCAAGUUGUAGAAACUAUUGGUAAUGCAAUCGCUGAUAUGUGUAAAGCAGAUUUUUAUUUAAAAGAUAAACAAUCACUUUCAUCAUUAACGGAAUGGUAUCAAUUAACUGCAUUGUCCGUAGCGAAUUUGGUUGCAUCAGGUUGUCGUGCUUCUCUACAAUUAGUUGAUCAUCCAUCAUCAUUUCAAGAUCAAGCAUAUUAUCUAUGUCGUCAUAUUAUAUUUUCAUGUAUAAUGUACAAUGAAAUAUCUCAAUAUUCAUCUUCAAUCUCAAAUGAUUCAUCUACUUUAGCAUUAUACGGAAAUGUACCUAUAGAUCGUUCAUUUCCCUAUUCAAUUUCGACUAGAUCAACAAAUGAUAAAGUCACUGUUGAAGAAUUAAAUGAUGAAAAAUUACUAGAUAAAUGUCGUGAACAGUGUUUAAGAGAAAGUAAUAAAGCAUUAGAAUUACUUCAAACAAAUUUUGAUCAAAAAUCUUCAGCAACUGCUCUCUUACGUUCAAUUAUUAAAUAUAUUCAAGAUGGCCUCUCCUCAAAAACAGUUAUUUAA
Messenger RNA from Adineta steineri, 3021 nucleotides. NCBI's taxonomy places the organism in Eukaryota, Metazoa, Rotifera, Eurotatoria, Adinetida, Adinetidae. The record is from the annotation of a GenBank genome assembly.